Messenger RNA from Purpureocillium takamizusanense, 1080 nucleotides. RefSeq names its product Endocytosis regulator. The record is from RefSeq and is a predicted model, not a curated record. The transcript has a single exon. Lineage: Eukaryota; Fungi; Ascomycota; Sordariomycetes; Hypocreales; Ophiocordycipitaceae. Bases 1 to 1080 code for a protein of 359 amino acids.
AUGGAGAAUCCCAUCGUCGUUUUUGACGAUAGUGCGACGGACGACGACGCCGACGCCGACGGGGCCCUCUUACACGGCAAGCUGGAACUCAUCGUCGACGAGGACAGCAUCGACCUGGUGACAGUGCACGGGGUUCUCGACCAACACAUCCUCUACAAGAAGCCUGCGCACAGCUCCUGUGACGAUUGCCUACACAAGCACAAGACCCUAGCGCAGUGGCCCUUUGCCAACCGCCUACAACGCCUGCGUCGUGGCGUGUAUACCUAUCCGUUUGCCUGCCGUCUGGACAUGCGCCUCCCCGCAUCGUUGGACACCCCCAUCUACGCCAUAUCGUAUCAUCUCAAGGCCGAGGCAAAAUUCGCAAAGGCAGGCCACGCUUCGAUAGCAAGCGUCGCCGCGGAACGCCCCGUCAAGAUCGGCCGGGCCACCGUCCGCUUGCCGCCGCCGCUCCCUUUGCGCUCCGUCACGGAGCAUCGUUCCGGCCCCAUCGAGAUAGCACUGCGGUACUCCAGGAUUGUCGAUCCCACGGCGCCCAAUAAGGUCGCGCUGCAGAUAUUCCGCUCUGAUGAUUGUACGGGCCUGUGGACGCUUGUGCGGGUGACGUGGAAACUCACUGAAAAGGUGCGAGUCGUUCCGUCGGCGUGCGAACGGCACAAGACGAGCGCAUCGGAGGGACCCCCACGGAUGAGCGCGCAGGUCCUAGGCAAAGGAGUGCUAAGCGGCGAGUGGCCUUGCUACGACCAUGACAGAGGAGGAGAGGGCUUGCAAUUCGAGUACUCCCUCGACGGUGAUGAGCCGCCGCCGCACGAUGGCCGACACAGUACGUUUACGUGUUCCGGCGAUGUUGACUACGGGAGCAACGCGAGCGUCACGCACAGCUUGGCUGUAUCGAUGAUGUUCCACCGCGAAUCCCAUUCCGAUAGAAAGGGAUCGAGAGCGGACGACCCGGAGAGCAGAAUCGUCCAAGUACAAUGCGAUGUCCGUCUGGCCAGAUACUUUUCGCGCCGGGAGAGGGAAGAUGCGGACGCCGCUCCAGCGUAUCUCGACCUCGCGCCUGGUCCUCCGGACUAUUCAUGCUAG